CAAUAGAGAUGCUUCGAAUUUGGAUUUGAAUUGGAACUGGUGUAAUUAAUUGAUGAUGGUAGAACCGAUGGUGGAUAAAACAUGAACGCCACUAAUCUGUAUGUGACCACUUGUCGGCUGGUCAUGCAGGCCGAUCCAGAAAACCGUGAUAGUUGGACAGAGCUGUACAAGUUGUUGCCUUACCUCCGCCAGUCCCUCUCCUGUACGGUUUGUGGUAAAUUACUUUCUGAGCCAUACACCCCUAAUGAAACAAGCUGUCAACAUCAUGUGUGUAGAAAGUGUCUUGGUGGAAAGAAACGACUGAAACCCACUUGUAGCUGGUGCAAAGAUUACAGUAUGUAUUUUGACAAUGUUCAAAUUAAACUUGUGUUGCAGUGCUACAGAAAACUAUGUGAAUAUAUCAAGUUCACACCAAUAUAUUGUAAACUGUGCUCCAUAUACAGUAAUGGGGGCCAAUUCAGUCUUACUGACAUGAUAGAAGAAGCUAUAGAUAAUUCUAAUAAUAGAUGUGAUGAGACAAACAGUGUGCAGUGUGAACAUGAAAGUGAUAAUAAAGAAAAACUUUCAGUACCUCAAACAAGUGGAGCAAGUGUAGCCGUCACACCCAUAAAUACCUCCCAUUCUGUUCCGAAGCAACCAUUAUGGCCACUUUCAACACAAGCCUCUCCAUCACAACAAUCAACACCUUCAACAAUAAAUUUAGGUUUGGUACAUGUUUCCUCGCAACCUGUAAAUUCUGCAGUGCCACCAGUUUCGUGUCCGCCAACUUCUGCAUUAAACUCAGUGAAAGCAGUCAUGCCAACCACACUACCUGUUAUGCAAACAUCCCACCACUUUCCACCACAAACAGUCUCUGCAACGACAACUACCACAACAACAACCAUCAGUGGAUCAUCUGGAUCAAGUUUUGUACCAGGUACAAUAUUUCCAAGUACAAAUUUAGUUAAGCACAGCGUUGUUAAGGAAGUACCUUACCCUAAACAUAAUUCCUCGGUAAACAAUGGGUCCUCCAUGUAUUCUGUAAUGUAUGCUGAUGGCGAUAGUACAAAAAUAACCAUCAAAAGAAAACCUCCUGAUAUAGAAAAUACCAACAAAAGUGUUCCUAAUGAGCCAGAAACUGUUCCUUCUGCAAAUCAAGAUUUGAUAAAAAAGCCAAAACCCAAGCCUAAACCAAAACCAAAGCGUAAAGGAUGUCGGUGUGGCAAUGCAACUCCUACGCCCGGAAAAUUAACUUGUUGUGGACAGAGAUGUCCGUGUUAUGUAGAAGCUAAAGCGUGUAUAGAGUGUCGCUGUAGAGGCUGCCGGAACCCUCAUCGGCCUGGUGGGAAAAAAGUACGGCCUGUUAUCCCACAGUUAGCGAACAUUCAGAUUCAUCAAGUGCAACCUGUACAUGGCCGUAGUACGUCAUCAUCCAUCACUAACAGUACCACGACCACUAGUUCCAGUAGCAUCAUCCCACCUCCCACAUCUUCAGCCAUCAUUACAAACACAACAUUGCCUCAAACUAUCCGAGCAGUGCAGGCCAUGCAUGCUGUACAAGCUGUGCAUGGUGUGAGCAAUGUACAAGCUGUGGCCAGUGGAGUUCAUCAGUUAAUAAGUCUUGGUGGCGGGAUGGUGCAAACCCCCUUGUCAUCAGGACUCGGUGUCAAUCCUGUCACUGGCCUAGCUGUGAAGCCUGUCAGUCUGUCUCUUGCGCCUGUGCCAGCGCAACUUCUAAUCAACGAUGACAGAUCAACGUCUAAUAGUGCAUCAGACAACAGUGAUGUAGAUGUGGACAUAUAGCACAGGUAGAACCUAUGUGGAAGUUAUUUUCAGAUUGUGUGAAUUAUUUGUGUAUGAAAUGGAAAAGGAUAAAAUAUUUUUAUGAAUUUUUUUUUAAAUUUAUUGAAGUGACCUGAAAAAAAUUAUUUGUUAAAAAAUAAGUACAUAACCGUAUACCAAGAUUAUGGAAAAUACUAAAAUUUUUACUAUUUUACUGCUAGAUGUUAUAUAUUUUUAUUCUUCAACAUCUGUUACCUAUCAGUAUUUUAUUCCACAUUCCUUACUUUGAGGCAGUUCACAGUUUAAGGACAUUUCAGUCAGUAUGCUUAAGUCUUGAAGGUCUUUUCGUACAGUACUGUGUAUUUUGAGGUUUACUUCAGUAGAGGAUAUUCUCUUUUGUAAAAACUCCACUUGUGUUGUAAUUGUAACUUUAACGAACUUGUUAGGGAUGAUCUAAUGUCUAGUUACACCCGGUGAGGCCUAAAGUUACCUGGUUUUAACUUUGAAAAUACUUUCUUUUUUUAAUUUAAUUUUUAAAUGAAAUUUAAAUUUCUUAAAAAU
Homarus americanus (American lobster) is the source of this 2322-nucleotide messenger RNA. RefSeq names its product E3 ubiquitin-protein ligase MSL2-like (gene msl-2). The transcript has a single exon. Gene Ontology annotation, cellular component: MSL complex. The record is from RefSeq and is a predicted model, not a curated record. Lineage: Eukaryota; Metazoa; Arthropoda; Malacostraca; Decapoda; Nephropidae. The coding region runs from base 82 to 1782 and encodes 566 amino acids. Gene Ontology annotation, molecular function: ubiquitin protein ligase activity.